AUGGGGGAUGUGGUUGGCUGUGCAGGUGGAGUUGACGAUCGUUACCCCGCAUGCUGGGGUCCGGAGUUGAAGAUUUUAAUGUGCCUGUGCCUGGCGGUACUUGGCAUAUAUGAUGUUGUCUAGGUGAAUUUUAUCGUCAGAUGCAACGGUGUGUACUUGCAUGGGUAUUGGAACUCUGUUACUCGUAUUUGGGGAAAUUUCUGCAGAUGAGUGAGGGGGCAAGACCGUCAGAGUGGGUAAAGUAGUUGGUGGCUAUGGGUACUAUAUAAAGGUUACCUCGGUGCACUUCAGUCGUGUUCGUGUCAAGGUGACUUAUCUUCCAUUGCGUGUGUCUGAUUGAAACUCUGCAGUUGCAGUCGAGACAUUGCAAUCAUGAGGUUCUUACAUGCUUUCACGACAGUUGCUUGUGCGGCUCAAGCUGCAGCAUUGUCGAUUAAUAUUGGUGGUGAGAAAAUGGUCGUGGAGAGAGAUGCUGGGCUUCAAGAUGUUGUAAGUUUUUGCUCCUCUUUUAGAUCGGCCAAUGAACCAAUUGAUGGUCAAUUGAGCUCUAGAAUGAACAUUACUAAAACUACUCCAACAGGUCACAUAUGAUGAACACUCUCUCAAAGUAUACGGAGAACGUAUAUUCAUCUUCUCGGGAGAGUUUCAUCCAUAUCGACUUCCAGUACCUGACCUAUGGCUCGAUAUUUUCCAAAAAGUGAAAGCGCUUGGAUUCAAUACUGUUUCCUUUUAUGUCCAUUGGGCAUUACUCGAAGGAAAUCCAGGACACUACACUGCAGAUGGAGUGUUCGCCUUUGAACCUUUCUUUGCCGCGGCAAAGGAAGCGGGUAUAUAUCUUAUUGCUCGCCCAGGUCCCGUAAGUUCAUACUCUCUCGAUCUUCUGUCUCUUAUCUCUUGCUAAUAUAUGCAAAUGUAGUACAUCAACGCCGAAUCUUCCGGUGGUGGUUUCCCAGGUUGGCUUCAACGCGUAAGUGGCGUUCUACGUUCUCGAGCACCAGACUAUCUCGCAGCGACCGACAACUAUGUAGCAAACAUCGGUAGUCUAAUCGCCAAAUAUGAAAUCACAAAAGGGGGACCAGUUAUUCUAUACCAGCCUGAAAACGAAUACUCGGGAUAUUCCGGAUAUGUUCCAGGUGGAUUUCCAGAUCCAGUUUACUUCGCCUAUGUGAAGAAACAGGCGAGAGAUGCGGGCGUUACAGUCCCAUUUAUUAGUAAUGAUGCUUGUAAGUUUCCUUUUCAAGUUUAUGAGUCUUAAAAUACAAGUGCGGGAAGGAUGAACAUCGUGAUCUUGGUAAUGAGCGACGAGCUAAUGAGAAAUAGAUGCAGGAGGACAUUUCGCACCAGGUUAUGAGGUCAAUGGAUCAACAGCUGGUGAUGUUGACAUCUACGGACAUGACUCUUAUCCAUUAGGGUUUGAUUGCGCACAUCCAACUGUCUGGCCUACUGGAGAUCUACCAACGUCUUUCGCCGCAACCCAUGAGAAACAAAGUCCAAGUACUUUCUACUCUAUAAAUGAAUUCCAAGGUGGUGCAUUUGAUCCUUGGGGUGGUCUCGUGAGUUCCAAACCAUGACGGUAUCAUGUCUUCUUGGAAAUUAUUGUCGCUAAACUUUUAUAGGGAUUUGAUGCGUGUGCUCAGCUCUUGAAUGAACAAUUUCAGCGAGUCUUCUAUAAGAAUGAUUUUGCUUCGGGUGUUGCUCUUUUGAGCUUAUAUAUGAUCUGUGAGUCUUGGAUCUCAUGCAAACAAAUAUCCGAAUGCUGACAAUCUUGUAGACGGUGGAACAAAUUGGGGCAAUCUUGGCCAUUCUGGUAAGCAACAGAAUCACCUUCAUCACUAGCUAUUGCUUACAAUCUAUCUCAGGUGGUUACACUUCCUAUGAUUAUGGCUCUGCUAUCACCGAAAAUCGUGAAGUAUCCCGUGAGAAGUACAGUGAGCUAAAGCUACAGGCAAACUUCCUGAAAGUCAGCUCGGCAUACCUCACCAUCUCCGUUCAACGAGCUGCCAAUGGUACAUAUACCACAAGUAAUUCCAUUACCACAACUCCACUUCUUGGAAAUGGAACUGUUACAAACUUUUACAUUGUUCGCCAUACAAACUAUCAAACUUUAGCUUCGGCGACUUAUAAAUUGACUGUCAAUACAAGUCAAGGGGCAUUAACUAUUCCACAGUUGAAUGGAAGUCUUACUCUCAGCGGUAGAGAUUCAAAAUGGCAUGUAACGGACUAUGACAUCGGAGGAACAACACUCCUAUACUCUACAGCAGAAAUCUUCACCUGGAAGAAAUUUGAUGACAAGACUGUUUUGGUCGUUUAUGGUGGAUCAGGAGAAUUGCAUGAAUUGGCUGUGGUUACAAAAAGCUCCGCGAAAAUUGUUGAGGGUUCAGGUGUCACAACUAAGAGUACUAAUGGCUCGACGAUUCUUAACUGGCAAACAUCUACCACACGUAGAGUGGUUAAGGUUGGCAAUGUGUUUAUCUACAUUUUGGAUCGAAAUAGUGCAUACAACUAUUGGGUACCAGACUUCGUUAGAACAGAUAAAUGGGGUGCAUUGUAAGUAUUUCACCCUAUUCCUGAUUCCGAAAUCCGCUCACAUGAGAAUCAGCGCGUCAAGUAUCGAAAACACAGCUUCCGUCAUCGUAGAAGCAGGUUAUCUCGUCCGAACCGUUUCGACCCAAGGCUCUGACCUCCACAUCAACGGUGAUCUUAACGCCACCGCCCCAUUCAAAGUCAUCGGCGCACCUAAAGGAACCAAAAAUCUUUACUUCAACUCCCAAAAAGUCUCAUACAAAACUGAUUCGACUACCGGCGAACUCUCUUCAACGCUCACCUAUACAGCCCCAAAAAUUUCUCUUCCAAACCUCUCAACCCUCGGCUGGAAAUACCUCGACAAUCUCCCUGAAAUCAAAUCUACCUAUGACGACUCAGCCUGGACUCUUGCCAACAAGAAUUCAACAACCAACCUGUACCUCAAUCCCCUUCUCACUCCCACCGUCCUCAACGGUCCAGACUACGGAUACAGCACUGGUGUCUUAAUUUUCCGCGGCCAUUUCGUCGCAUCCGGCAAUGAAUCAUCCAUCUAUCUUUCCACCCAAGGUGGAGCCGCGUUCGGCUCCUCUGUCUGGCUCAACUCCACUUACAUUGGAUCCUGGACUGGAGCCGACUAUGCUGAAUCAAAUAAUGCCACUUACACGCUUCCUAAUCUAAAAGCUGGUGCUAAAUAUGUAUUCACUGUAGUGAUUGACAACAAUGGUUUAGAUGAAAACUGGACUGUGGGAGCUGAGGGAAUGAAACAGCCUAGAGGAAUCCUCAACUACGUCUUAGCAGGCAGAACAAAGGAUGCCAUUACAUGGAAAUUCACGGGAAACUUGGGAGGAGAACAAUACAUUGAUCAAGUGCGCGGUCCUCUCAAUGAGGGCGGUCUUUAUGCUGAAAGACAAGGCUUCACACAACCUAGUCCUCCUUCUUCAUCGUGGAGUUCAGGAUCUCCUGUUACGGGACUAAAGAAUGCCGGAGUGGGAUUCUUUACGAGUACCUUCAAUUUGGAUUUACCAAAGGGGUAUGAUGUACCGCUGAGUUUCAACUUUGGAAACAGUACAUCGACGAAUGGUACGAGCGAGUACAGAGCGCAGCUCUGGGUUAAUGGCUGGCAGUUUGGAAAAUACAUUAAUAAUGUGGGACCACAGAAGAGUUUCCCCGUACCACAAGGUUUGUUUUCCCUUCUCUUUUCUCUUUCUUCUUUUACACAUCACCCCUCCUUCCUUUCCUCCUUAUCCCAAACCUCCAAACCUCCAAACACCCAACUAACACACCUCCCCCUCGCAGGAAUCCUAAACUACAAUGGCAAAAACACCCUAGGCAUUGAACUAUGGGCUCAACAAUCUUCAGGCGCUGCCUUGACAGAUUUCACUUUAACUGCUGGAACACCCGUACUCACGGGUUUGAAAGCCCCUGCUUUGGUGAAGAGUCCUAGUUGGAGUAAGAGGGCGGGUGCUUAUUGAUUUAUUUAUUGAUAAAUGGAAAUGCCAUUGAGAAAAUAUGGUAAGUGGGUGGGUAUGGUUAUGAAUGAUGAUUUUGCAUGAUUUAGAUUAUUCGGUGGUGUGAUUACUGAAGAGGGGGGUGGGGGGGAAUUUUUGUAUAUAUAUACAUCAGAAUUACGAAUAUAA
This is a messenger RNA of Sclerotinia trifoliorum, 4160 nucleotides long. The record is from the annotation of a GenBank genome assembly. Lineage: Eukaryota; Fungi; Ascomycota; Leotiomycetes; Helotiales; Sclerotiniaceae.